Paramormyrops kingsleyae is the source of this 6610-nucleotide messenger RNA. It is a transcript of the gene elavl3, whose product is annotated as ELAV like neuron-specific RNA binding protein 3. The record is from RefSeq and is a predicted model, not a curated record. Gene Ontology annotation, molecular function: RNA binding. NCBI's taxonomy places the organism in Eukaryota, Metazoa, Chordata, Actinopteri, Osteoglossiformes, Mormyridae. Gene Ontology annotation, cellular component: ribonucleoprotein complex.
CUCUCUGCCAGCCGGAGGAGCUCAUAAAGGAAGAACAUUGCAUUGCAGGCACUGAGGAGAGUGCAAGAGAAGCUGGGAAUUACACACUGAGCACAAGAACCUCCACACAAGGCUCUGGACACACCCUGCUGGGGGAACACGUCUUCUCUUUUUUUUUUUCCUUUUUUUUUUUUUUUUUUUUAACGAAACAUCGCCCACGCUGCUCCGAGAGAAAUCUCUCCUUCAUUAUCAUCUCCAAACCUCCUCUCCUCGCCUUCGCCCCGCUGAGGGCUGACACCCCUUGAGAGAGAAUUUGUUUUUUUUUCUGUUUUAAUUUGGAGAUUCUGUCGUCAUCCUCCUUUUUUUGCACCGUUCACCUUGUAAGUUGCAAAAAAAAAAAAAAAUCAAAUCAAAACAAACAAACAAACAAACAAACAAAAAGACUACAUACACCGAAAAAUCCAACACAAGGAUUCAAGACCUACCAAUUGAAGGACCUAGAUCUCAACCAUCUUUGUACAUCAAGAAUGGUCACUCAGAUAAUCAGCACCAUGGAAACUCAGGUGUCCAACGGUCCGACCGGAAACAGCCUCCCCAACGGCCCAGUGAUCAGCACCAACGGCUCAACAGACGACAGCAAGACCAACCUGAUAGUGAACUACCUGCCCCAGAACAUGACCCAGGAGGAGUUUAAGAGCCUGUUCGGCAGCAUCGGGGAGAUCGAGUCCUGCAAGCUGGUCCGGGACAAGAUCACGGGUCAGAGCUUAGGCUAUGGAUUUGUGAACUACGUCGACCCAAACGAUGCCGACAAGGCCAUCAACACCCUCAACGGACUCAAACUGCAAACGAAAACAAUAAAGGUGUCCUACGCCCGGCCGAGCUCUGCCUCCAUCCGAGAUGCCAACCUAUACGUCAGUGGUCUUCCGAAGACCAUGAGUCAGAAAGACAUGGAGCAGCUGUUUUCCCAGUACGGCCGCAUCAUCACCUCCCGCAUCCUGGUGGACCAGGUCACAGCAGGUGUAUCACGGGGAGUGGGUUUCAUCCGGUUCGACAAGAGAAACGAGGCAGAAGAAGCCAUCAAAGGCCUGAACGGGCAGAAGCCCCUGGGUGCAGCUGAGCCCAUCACCGUGAAGUUCGCCAACAACCCCAGCCAGAAGACGGGACAGGCGCUGCUCACCCAGCUGUACCAGACGGCAGCCCGUCGCUACACUGGCCCGCUGCACCACCAGACCCAACGCUUCAGACUCGACAAUUUACUAAACGCCAGCUACGGAGUGAAGAGCUCUCCUUCUCUCCUGCCCAGGUUCUCCCCCAUCACCAUCGACAGCAUGACCAGCCUGGCUGGGGUCAAUCUGACCGGGCCGACGGGGGCUGGCUGGUGCAUCUUCGUCUAUAACCUGUCACCCGAGGCCGACGAGAGCGUCCUGUGGCAGCUGUUCGGCCCGUUCGGCGCUGUCACCAACGUUAAGGUCAUCCGCGACUUCACCACCAACAAGUGCAAAGGCUUUGGGUUUGUCACCAUGACCAACUACGAUGAGGCGGCCAUGGCCAUCGCCAGCCUCAAUGGCUACCGACUGGGCGACCGCGUCCUGCAAGUCUCCUUCAAGACCAGCAAGCAGCACAAGGCCUGAGGCGUGGGCAGGAGACGCCCUGUCGCAUCGGCUGGUUCAGCCUGCAGGGGGAGCUCACGAGCUUCCCGAACACUCACGAAACCAUGGACCGGGAGUGAGUCUCUCGCUCUCUCUCUCUUUCUCAUACACGCUCACAAAACACAAACACACGCAGGACGUACACAAGUGUCCAACCCACACUCACGGAUCAAAGGGGCACACUUUGACAUGCGGACACACUCACACGGACUGAUGACGUUUAGUGUUUUUCCUAUCCACGCAAUCACGACAGUUCUUCCCCUCGCUUGCCUGUGCUGAAUUACCCAGAAUGGUGGAGGUGGAGGGAGGGAGGGGGGGGGGAGGUGGAAGACCGGGCAAGCUGACACGGCGGGGGCGGAAUGUACUGAGGCUUUAAUUCAACACAGGCAAAGAGUAAGUACCACGAAUGAAAAAAAAAACAGUCAAAAGUUAAGCAUGAAUUAUAAAUAUGUGCGACUCACCCUAACCGGAACCAAGAAAAUGGAACCACAGCCCUCCACCUUGUGUUCUGCUUGUGUCUAACAAAGACAGAUAGAACAGCGAGAAAUCACUUUUUUACGUGUGGGCAUUUCAAUCAAGGAUUUUUUUAAAUUAAAAAAAAGUAAAAAAAAAAAAAAAAAAACAGUGUUCGCUUAUAUAUAAUAUAAAUAUAUAAAUAUUUAUUCAAUAUUUAAGGUCAUUAUAAUAGCCAAGUAUGUAAGCAGUUUUUUAGGGAGAACUUUGUCUACUAUUCGUGAGCUCUUUCAUCUAGGUGCAACCUGACUGUACUGCAGGCUGUCCCCAGGCCAUUCAGUGUCUCACACACAAGCACACACGGACAUACACACACGAGCAGGCACCCCCGCACACAUGCAUGCGUACGCACGCAGGCGCGCACUGCCUGACUGUACUCCUACCCACGGAAGAGGAAUCACGCGACUCGCGCGCGCGUGCCGCGAGGAUCGAAAGCCGCCGACAGAGGGAGCCUUUCGCUCACGCGAAAAGGCGAACGCACGUUUGCACGCGCACACUUGUAAACCCGCGCACCACGAGGAACGAACAACCAAAAGAGAUGUCGCAAAGUAGGCCGAGUUCCGGUAAGCCCAAUAAAACCCAGAGGACACACUAGUAAAGAGACUCACUGACGCGCACGCACUCAAAUGUCCUCUAUCGAGGAUGCAAAAAGGAAAUCAUUGACUCACAGGAGAACCUCUCUGUAUUUUUCAGCUUGAUUUUUUCUACUUAGCGACUUAGAUUAGGUUCUACCUAAAGUGGCUGUCUUCUGACUUUGGACAUGGCGACAGUGUUUCCAUGGUUACAGUGUUUGCAUAGAAGCCUCUGGCAGGUCUGUGGCGAGUUUAACAAGAACAUACAGCAGCCGUAGCAGAACAAACAAACGCUUUGGGCGAGGUUUCGUUAUUUUUUCCUCUUACCGAUUGUAACCCAGAAGAGCAAUAUGACGUGUUACCUGGAGUGCUUUAUCCACGGCUCUCCUCUUCUGUUCCUCAAAGCCCCGCCCAUUGUAGUAGCUCCUCCCAUUCACACAAUCCCCUCCCAUUCCCCAGGUACCCUCCUGUUCUACUAAAUGCCCCAGGACACCUGCCUAAGUACCCUCCAUGAGAUGCAGGUUUCUAGUGGGCACCUACUGGCACGCAGCAUCGACUCAACCUUACUGUACUGUACAGAUGCGCCUUUUAUGGUACGACGGCGAAAAACAACUCACUUGACGGAAAAAGCCGCAGUGUUUACUUCGCACUGUGUCGGCUGGACGAGUAAAUGUUUCCCGGAAUAGAGUCAAUGAACACAAUCUUCACCGUAUUUAUAUCCAAACUCUCUAGACCUAGUCUUAAUCCCACUCCACCUUUACCCCCAUUAAAAUUAUAUCCCAGUAUUUAAAAAAGACAUUUGUCUCCUGAGCAUUAUAAACAAGACAAAUGCUAAAUUUGGAUAUCCUUAAAACAUAAACAAUAAUUAUAAUAGAUUUCAUAUGCCAGUGUGACCAUCUGCCAAAAUUCCGACUCAUUCUGAAAAAAAAAAUCUGAAUUUCAACAGAAAUAUUAUCUUCCAUGUUUAGGGUGAGACGGACUUUGGCAGAGAAUAACAAAAAUAGAUGAAACAAUAAGACAUCUUAAAUAUUGGCAAAAAAGACUUAAAUAAAAGGUGAACUGUGUUAAAAUUACUUUUCUAGAUAAUGCUUACUUAGCCAAAGAGGACAGUAGUCUCUUUGAUGUGAGAGGAUUCAGAAGGAAACAAAUCUAUUUUUAUACUUAAAGGAAAAAAAGACCUUGAUCAGAAUUUGUACUGAUUCUUGAGCUUAAAAUAUUUUCACAGACAUAUAUAGUUUAAUUUUCAUAUUUUUCAUUUAGGGAAGUCUGUGUGUGUUGGGGAGGGUGGGGGUAGGGAUUCAAUGGGGCGAGUUGAUGUUGUGUCUUGCGCAAAUUCUAGAUUGUUCACCUCAAAAUUUAGAUGGCUGUGAAGAUACAUAUCAUGGUCAGUGUGCAUAAAGACUCAGAAUACUUCAGGAACCUAUCUAAGGUGUCUUACCUUAAAUUCUUUUUUUUGAGUACAAGAAAUUGGAAAUCGGUUUAAUGGACUAAUGAAAAAAAUACAGCUACGGUUUUCCAUAUCCUAAAUAUGUUUUAAAGCAUCCCGGAAAUGAUGCAAAUACAAUCAGCGUGACGUCAAAACCACAAAAAAAGCUUUGAGUGCUCCUAAAGCCUCGAAACAUUUGGCUUUUAGAACGAUAAACCUUGUGAAUAGGGAAGGGUGGGCGAUUUGAUUUGGUGGGGGUUUUCAAAGUGAUCUUCCCUCCCAUUUCAAUUGCUUCUAACUCUCGAAAUCUUUAUGCAUACUGCUCUGUAGCUCUACGUAUACUGAAGAAUAUAAAUAUCACUAUUUCUGAACAUUCGUCAUUUAACUCACAUUUACGUUAGUUUUAUAUUUCCAAGAUGAUUUCGCAGAGUGACAGCACGACUUCCAUGCAAACAGGGCUCACGAGCAGGAAUGCAUAUUAUAAAGUAAGACAGCUGCUUGCAUCUUCGCAGAGACUGAUUUUGUUUUUUAAAACAGCGGCAAUUACACAGCAAACACAUGCACACACAUAUACACGCAGGCGUGCACAUGCGCAGAUCACCAUUCAAACACUUGAAGGUUGUUUAAAUUACACACCGGGCCAGGGCACGCCCACAUGCAAAACACAGGACUGCACAUACAUGUAGACACAAAGGAUGACACAUAGCCUACUAAACGGUGCACACACAGCACCGAGGACAAUGAUAUGAGACACAGGUACGCACCGCAUGAGCUCGUUAUAAUCCAUUUCAAAAGGAAAAAAAAACUUUCUUAUGGAACAGCAAGUGCAAUGUGCUUUGUUUUUAUAUUGACUGAGAACAUAAUAUAUAUUUUUUAAAAAAGAAAUUAAACGUCACACUGAAAUCGUUUGCAAAAAAGUGAAAGGAUCAAAUGUAAAAAAACUAAAAAACAAAUGUGUAAAUGUCGACUCAUUACAAAAAAAAAACACAAAAAAAAACCAAACAAGCACUCUAAACUCUGAUCUCUGGAAAUAUACAACACUCCUUCCGUUGGCCCGUUGAUUUUCGUUCUGACUGCGUUACUAACACAAAUAGGCUAGUUGGCUUCAGAAUCCAAAUUUUUUGAAAGAGCAACAAUGAAAUUCUAUGGAAAAAAUCUGAGGUGAUUAGGUUUCCACCAGUAUCAAUAUUAGAAUAUAACUCCUUUUAUUUAAUUUAUUGGUUUGUUUUACAUAUCAGAUUCACGCGUUGAUUAAGCGUUUUUGUGUCAUUGAGAUUAACAUAGAAGACGCACGUGGGUUGAAGACUCAACUCAGUUGCUUUUUAUUGGGCACAAAUUUUCAAUAAUUUUUGUCUCUUUAUUUAAAAAUAAUUAGUUGCAGUUCUUAGUGUUUGCAGAUUUUAGAGUUAGACUUUUAUUUCAAUCAAAAUGUGUUCGAUUGUGUUUGUAAAAGUCUGUGGUAGUUUUUGUUGCAACAAAAAAAUUAAACGUGAAAAUAUAAGAUAGCGCCAACAAACUUGUACUAUUUGGGCGACUUUAAACUUGUAGAUUUAACUUAUUGUUAACUUAAAACUAUUUAUUACUAUUAUUGCCUCGUAUAAAAGUAUGUUUUGUGUAUAUUUAUGCUUUAUUUCAUUAUAUUUGCUAGUUUAAAUGAGUUCUCAAUUUUGCUGAAAUGUGGCUAUACCAUAUUUUUCUUUUAUAAACGGGAAUGAAAAAAAACAUUCAGAAAUAUAACUGCGAAAAGUUAUCCGUAGGCAGAGUGCACUGGUAAGGAAAAUAAAUUGGUGUGUAGACAACAAAAAUGGCUUGCUUGAUGUUAUGUUUAUUGCCUGUGUUCUGUUUGUCUUGUUACAAAAAAAAAGAAAAAAAAACCUUUGAUUUUUCUCAUCUUUCAUGUUGUAUGGAAUAUCGAUUCUGUCCAAUCUUGCAACCACUUUAUGAACCCCAAAAGCGGUGGUUAAAUUCUGGGUCGGGACCACCUGUCUGGACUUGUGUUUUCGGGAGUAGUGCUGCGCUCCUGCCGGAGAAUUAAAAACCUCUGAGAUAACGGAGAGGAGAGGAAGGAGAAGGAUGGCUGUGGCCGGUAGGGGUCAGUGGUGUGUCUUUCUCACAACAAUGCGCUUUCUAUUUAUUUGGGGAAAGAGCGAGUUUCUUUGCCAUCUCUCUUAUUUAUUUAUAUAUAGUUUUUCGGGGAUAGUAACAAAACAAGGGAAAAACUACCAAUCCAGAUGGAAUAAAAUGUCAGAAGAACAAAGCUAAAUUCAACAGAAAAAUUUGAACAAGAUAAAGAAUGAUUCAAAUAAAUGUGACACCGGGGUAAAAUAAAAAAAAAACACCUUUUGAUUUAGCUUAGGUUAUCUAUUACUGGGUAUCAUCUGAAGACGCUUGAAAACUUUUCAUGGAAUUGUUUGAUUAUUUGUACUUUUCUUGCGAGAAAAAAAAAAUAAAAGUUACAAAUCUUACUGGUC